Molecule: messenger RNA, 4652 nt
Organism: Fundulus heteroclitus (mummichog)
Lineage: Eukaryota; Metazoa; Chordata; Actinopteri; Cyprinodontiformes; Fundulidae
Product: zinc finger protein OZF
Exons: 3
Coding region: 520-2169 (549 amino acids)
Biological process (GO): regulation of transcription by RNA polymerase II
Molecular function (GO): RNA polymerase II cis-regulatory region sequence-specific DNA binding; DNA-binding transcription factor activity
Source: RefSeq, a predicted model, not a curated record
AGAAGAAGUAGCCGGAGGUUAGCUUGGUCGCUGAGUUCCCAGAAAAAGGUCUUAGUCUAUGGAAAACAGGAGACUAAUGUUUCAGGCCUCACGUGACAGUCUCUAUAUUUUAUCGAUUAGACAUAUUCUUUUAACCUCCAUGAUUAUUUAUAGCAGACAUUUGCAGCGUAUCAUGUUGUUAGCCUUCAUUAGCAAAGUGAAUGGAUUGUUAGCCACCAUGGAGCUGAAGCUGCUAACAUCAGGGACUUAAUCAGCGUUUCCGGUAUUAAAGCCUUAAAAGUUCAUGGCUUAGAGCUACGAGACGAGUCCAGACUCUGAGUUCAUCAGACUGUGUGAGGAAGACUCCAUCCUCUGUGGACACCUCCUCUAACCUUGUUGUCCAGCUGAGGACCGAGAGACUGGGGACAGUUCCAGAGAGGACACAGAGCUGCUGACCAAGUUUCAGGCAGCAGAAAAAUAGAAGAUUCAGGUUGUACAGCUGAAUCCUUGAUCUACUUGGACACAUCAAAUGUAUCUUGGAUGUCUGAGAUGAUGAAGGUUGAAGCAGAGGACCCUGGAGGACCCAGUUUGGUAUCACCCAGACCUGCAGCAUCCUCAUCAGAACUGGAGGAGAAACAAGACAACAAAGAUCUCCUGUCCCAUGACCAGCAGCUUUUGGUAAUUAAAGAAGAGAUUCCUCAUUUGUGGGACUCCACUUUGGACCAAGAACCCACCCACAUAAAAGAGGAAGAGGAUGAACUCGGGAGAUGUCAGGAGGAAGAGCACCUUCAAGAGACUGAUGGCAUUGCUGUUUGUGUGAAGAGCGAAUACGAUGAAGAGGAAGCUCAGUUAUCAGAGCUUCAUUGUAUCAAAAUUAAAAACAACAGAGACCCUGAAUCUCUAACCAGCAGGUCAGUUGUACAGAUGGAAGCAGAACCUGAUGGAAAGGACUGUGGAGGCACUGAACCAGACUGGAACCUAGAUCCAUAUACUCAAGCCCCACCAGAGAUUUAUGAAACUGCUUCUGAUUCUUCUGAGACUGAAGCCAGUGAGGAUGAGGAGGAGGGUGAUUGGCAGGGACCUUUGUCAGAUUCUGAAUCUGGGAGUAAAGAUAGCAUGAACAUCAAGGAGAGCAGAGCUCCUCACUCGGACCUAGGCACUGAUGAGAAAUGUAGCACUGCCAAAAAAUUCUUCAGCUGCUCUGAGUGUGGUAAACAGUUUAUCUCCAAGCAGUCUCUUCAGAGACACAUGAAGAGUCAAACAGAAACAAAGUUCUUAAGCUCUUUGAAUAAUAAGAAAUGUCUCAAAGUAAAAGAAAAUAUAGAUUCACACGCAGGAUUCAUCAGUGAGGGAAGUCAGCUUAGCUGUGAUGAAAGCAGAAUAAUCUUUAAUUGUAUAGACAGUUUUCAGUCGCAUCUGUCGGUCCAAGGUGGCGACAAACGAUUUAGCUGUGAGAUUUGUGGCAAACGGUUCAAAAAUAAGUACUAUGCUAGAAGACAUACUUUGUUACACUCUGGAACGAGAGCACAUAGUUGUGGUCAGUGUGGUAAAGGGUUUAUUAAAAAGAGUCAACUUCAGACACACAUGAGACUCCACAGUGCAGAGAGACCGUUUGCCUGUGAUGAUUGUGGUAAAGGUUUUAAUCAGAAGUCGCAUCUGGAAGUUCACAUGAGGUUCCAUUCAGGGGAAAAACCAACAAUUUGUGAUCUUUGUGGCAAAACGUUUAGUGUAAAGUAUUACCUUAAGGACCAUAUGAGAAGUCACACUGGAGAGCGACCAUUUGCCUGCGACGUUUGCGGUAAAAGCUUCCGGAGAAAAACUAAUCUUGACUUGCAUACUAGGGUCCACGUCGGGGAGAAACCAUUCGUUUGUAGUGUUUGUAAUAAGGAAUUUUCACGACAAGGAAACCUGAAACAGCACAUGAGUGUCCACAGCAGUGACAAGCGGUUUGCUUGUAGUGUGUGUAGCAAAGGCUUUUCGCGAAAAGAACACCUCAAGCUACACAUUGGCGUUCACACGGGAGAAAAAGCGUUCAGUUGUAGUGAGUGUGGGAAAAGUUUUUUGCAGAAGAUCCAUUUAAGGCGACACAUGUUGAUCCACACAGGAGAAAGACCAUUUGUCUGUGAUGUUUGUGAUGGAAGAUUUAGGCUAAAGCACCAUCUUCUGGCCCAUAUGUUAAGCCAUGCAUGAGAUAAAAUGUUAAGUCUGAUUAAGUUCUGUCUGGGAAAUAAAAAUCCACAAAACAGAUCCAAUUAUUAAUCUGAUUUCAUGGCAUGCCUCCCUGUUACUCACAAGGACUAGCAGAAGAUAACGCCGUGUGUGAAUGCAGCGGACCAGCAUUCCUUGACUUUUGGCUUUUUUCAUCUCUGCUUGUGGCAUGUGUGCAGUUACAGCAGGGCGGAACUGCUGUCCGUUGCGGUAAACGUCUUCUGUCCACAAAAUAACUUAAAUCUAUGGAAUAGUAUUCCACCGGAGAUUUGGCAGCCAUCGAACGCAGCCGGCUUUAUCAUCCCCCCACUAAAGUAGCAUAGGCGGCAUAGACACAGGAAGCAGGAGUGAGGCAAAAGAGGGGGAUUAGCAGCUAAGCUAAAGGCUAACCCUUACAAACCGGUGAUCCCCAGUCUUUUUCUUACCAACGCCCGGUUGCUAAACAGCAAAAUGGACGAACUACGACUGCAGAUCAACUCUCACGCUCUGGAAUACUGUGUACUGAUUGUCACAGAGUCCCGGCUGGAUCAAAACAUCCCCGAUGCGGCUAUUGAGUUAGCGGGCCGUGAUGUCUUCAGAGUUGACCAGACAAUAGACUCUGGUAAGAGUAGAGGAGGAGGAGAACUUUGUGUUAACAUUGACAACAGAUGGUGCAUUAACACACUCACUGCUCUCUAGACAUUUAAUUUAUAAUGCUGCAGUGCAAACCCUUUUUUCUAAGCAGGGAGUUCACAUCAGUGGUAAUAAUUGAUGUCUUUGUGCCUCCUGAUGCUAAUGCUAAAGUGUCAAUCAACCAGCAUUCAGCUGCACAGCCAGUCAGUGUAAUCACAGUUGCAGGAGAUUUCAGUCAAGUCAACCUGAAAUACAUUCUGCCUAAAUACUACAAAUACGUGAACUUCCCCAUCAGGGAAAAUUAUAUUCUAGACCAAGUCUACUGCAACAUCUCUAAUGGUUAUAAAGCCAACCCUUUGCCUCAUCUGGGUCUAUCCGAUCACCUGUCGGUCUCCCUUAUUCCUGCUUACAGACCACUAAUUUGUCAAAAAAACACAAGAACAAUUAGUUUGGACUGAGGAAACCACCGCAGCCCUACAGGAUUGUUUUUAGAUCACAGACUGGGGGGUCUUUGCGGAGGGGACAGACCUGGACAGUCAUACAUCUGCAUUAUUGGACUACAUCGAUUUUUGCUCUGAGAAUGUGACAGAGGCUAAAACCUUCAAAGUCCCCUAACCAGAAACCGUGUCUCAACACCGAAGUGAAGUUCCUACUAAAGGCACUGGAUAUUGCCUUUAAAGCAGGGGACCUGCUAAGCUACAAAGAAACUCAGACAAAUCUGCGGAGGGGCGUUAAGAAGGCCAAGCACAGCUACCGGAAGGGCAUCGAGGCCCACUUCUGCAACAACAACUCCAGAGGUAUGUGGCAGGGGGUUUAAGGCCUUGACUGACUACAAUAACAGCACCACAACCACAAUACCAUCUGACAGCAGCAACCUAGACACAAUGAAGCAGUUCUUUGCUCACUCCGAUCAUCACAGCAGGGAAAACACCGUUCCUGCUCCACCAGAGGAUGACAACCUGCUACAGCUGCAGCCACAUCAGGUCAGAGACACCCUGCGCAGAGUCAGCGUGAGGAAGGCACCUGGCCUAGAUGGAGUCAUAGGGCGGGUACGCAAGGCCUGCGCAGACCAGCUAGCAGAGGUAUUUACAACCAUCUUCAACCUCUCGCUUCAACUGGUGACGGUUCCCAACCAGCAUUAAAUCAGCCAUCAUCAUCCCUUUACCCAAAAAGAUCCUAGUGAACUGCCUGAAUGACUUUCGCCCAGUUGCUCUCACUCCCAUCAUUGCUAAGUGUUUCGAGAGACUCAUCCUCCCCUGCAUCAAGUCCGGCAUUCCAGCUGACCUUGACCAAUACCAAUUUGCCUACUGGGCAAACAGGUCAACAGACGGAUGCGGCCAUGAUGGCGCUCCACACAGCCCUCACUCAUCCUGACCAGAGUAACACCCAUGUGAGGAUGCUAUUUGUGGAUUUUAGCUCAGCAUUUAACACAGUCAUCCCCGCUUUGGUCACAAAGCGGGGCAGCCUGGGCUUGAGCAGUUCACUCUGUGCAUAGAUUCGGGACUUAAUCAGGAACAGGCCCCAGCAUGUCAGGACGGGAGACCGCUCUUCCUCCACACUCAUCCUGAACACUGGAACACCACAGGGCUGUGUCCUCAGCCCCCUUCUCUUCUCCCUCUUUACCCAUGACUGCUCCCCUGUUCAUCCCAUAAACACCAUUGUGAAGUUUGCUGACGACACCACCAUUGUAGGACUAAUUAAGGACAACGACUUUGUUGUGCUGUAAAAAACUUUGCCUGGUCUUAUUUGCAUGAUAGCCAGAGAGAGUAAUUUAAAUCUGCAGACUCUCUGCGCUCAUGUGCUCCGUCUCCUAUCCAUAAUAAAAAUAAGUAAAUUAAAAUUGUGCAAUUUUA